AUAUGGUAUCGUUAGGAAUGAUAAGAUAAGAUUCAAAGAGAUGAGCUAAAAACAUUUUUUGAAAUAGGUAUCGUUUAUUUGUGACGUGUCUAAUAUACGAUAAAAAAAAAACUUCUUGAAUACAUUUUACUCAUUGACAUUUUCCUUACCAACUAAUAGUUACCGACAUAUUUUCUUACCAUGUAGUUACUAGUUUUAGAUAGUUUGUUUUAAUUUUAUUGUUGUUGUAUUAAUGUGAUACAAAACUGACAUUUAUGACUCAGCUGCCCAAAUCUGUCACCGUUGCUGAAAAACGAAUGGAAGAUGGUUUACACUCGUUCAGGGCCAUCGCAUUCUUGGUCUUGUGGUAUUUCUUCAGUGGAUGUACAUUAUUUUUGAACAAGUACAUCCUUUCCUAUCUAAAUGGAGAUCCUACAGUACUGGGAGCAUCUCAAAUGAUCAUGACAACUAUAUGUGGCUUUGUUCAACUGUAUUUACCAUGUGGAAUGUACAAACAACCAACACAUCGAUCCAAAAGACCACCAAACUUUUACAUCCAUAUGUGCUUAGUUGGUUGUACACGAUUUAUUACAGUACUUUUAGGACUUAUUUCAUUAAAUUAUGUAGCAGUAAGUUUUACAGAAACAAUUAAAAGUUCAGCUCCAAUAUUUACUGUAUUUAUUUCAAAAUUAUUAUUAGGAGAACAAACUAGUAUUUUGGUAAGUCUAUCUUUAGUUCCUAUAAUGGUUGGCCUGGCAUUAUGUUCUUCAAAUGAAAUUUCAUUUAACCUACCAGGGUUUAUAGCUGCUCUUGCAACCAACUUUACUGAGUGCUUACAAAAUGUUUACUCAAAAAUGUUGAUUAGUGGUGAUAAAUUCAAAUAUACACCGGCUGAAUUACAAUAUUAUACAAGUUUAGCUUCAAUUAUUAUUCAAAUUCCUGUGUCAUUAGUAUUGGUUGACAUCAAAUAUGCAGUUUCUAAUACUAGUUUAUAUCUUUUACUGAUGUUUAUAUUAAAUGGAGUGUUUUUCCAUUUUCAAAGUAUUACAGCAUAUGUUCUUAUGGAUUAUAUAAGUCCAGUAACUUAUAGUGUGGCCAAUACUGUCAAACGGGCAUUUCUCAUAUGGAUGUCAAUUAUUUUAUUUGGAAAUUCUAUUACCCUUUUGAGUGGGCUUGGUACUGCCAUAGUUAUUGCAGGAGUUGUAAUAUAUAAUAAAGUAAAACAGUAUGAUAUUAUUCGCCAGUCAAACAUUGUGAGUAAUAAACAAUAUUUAUUACAUAUUACUUAUUAUGAAUUGACAAUUAGAUUAUUACCAUCAUUUUUUUUCCUUUUAUUAUUAAGAGUACGUGAUAUCCGCAUGCGUUGUCUCCAUCUUACAAAUGUACAACAUAGCAAAAAACUGUUUUGCGCGGGAUAGAACCACUCCCUCGGAAUUUGAUAAAACACUAUUAACCUCUCCAUUCAAAAUUCGUACAAUUUAGUAUAAACAAUAUUAUUAUACUAUAACAUUUCUAUAUUAUAUAUUUUAUAUUGUUAUUAAGAUAAAUAUAGCAAAGUUUUCUAUAAUAUCAAACAUAUUUAUUCAUUUGUUUUACUCAAACCAAAAAAUUAUUUUAUCUUAAGGUAUGGCCUAAUCAUGUCAAACACAGGAAAUAAUACAAAAAUUAUAAUACAAAAACAAAAAAUAUGUUGAAUAUGCCAUCUGCCAAGGAAAUCAUACCUUAAAAAAACAUAUUUUAAAAAAGGUAUAUAAUUAUUAUUUGUGGUAUAUUUAAUAUUUUAAAAUGACUUAAUAAACAAACCCAUUUAAAAUUUAAA
This is a messenger RNA of Metopolophium dirhodum (rose-grain aphid), 1798 nucleotides long. RefSeq names its product solute carrier family 35 member E2A-like. Gene Ontology annotation, cellular component: Golgi apparatus. The transcript is spliced from 8 exons. Gene Ontology annotation, molecular function: antiporter activity. NCBI's taxonomy places the organism in Eukaryota, Metazoa, Arthropoda, Insecta, Hemiptera, Aphididae. The coding region runs from base 255 to 1397 and encodes 380 amino acids. The record is from RefSeq and is a predicted model, not a curated record.